Molecule: messenger RNA, 1341 nt
Organism: Daphnia pulicaria
Lineage: Eukaryota; Metazoa; Arthropoda; Branchiopoda; Diplostraca; Daphniidae
Product: sulfotransferase 1B1-like
Exons: 8
Coding region: 52-1188 (378 amino acids)
Biological process (GO): sulfation
Cellular component (GO): cytoplasm
Molecular function (GO): sulfotransferase activity
Source: RefSeq, a predicted model, not a curated record
GCAGUCGGGUUUACUUUUCGUUUUGGAGCCUUCCAUGAACAACAGUCGGCAAUGCCUUCCAACGAGAGCAGCGGCCGUCAUCCGCUCAAUGUAAAGUUCGUCCCCAUUCCCGAAACACUCCCGGAGGAUGGCCAAUUCCGCCAGGAUUUCCCUUCGUACACGGACGGACUGGUGGAAGCCUCGCCGGGCGGAUACAUCACCACCACUCAAGUGUUUGCCGAGAAUGCCGAAAAUAUUUUCAAUCUGAAACCGAGACCGGACGAUGUCUUCGUUCUCACCUUCCCCAAAUCAGGGACGACAUGGACUCAAGAUCUUGUUUGGCUGCUGAUGAACAACUGCGACUUUGAAAGGUCCAAAAUACCAUUAGUGAUUCGCUCACCUUUUCUAGAGAUGAAUUAUUACGUGCCGAAAGCCCUACAAGAGAAAUACGAGCGCGACGCUAUUAUUAGCAAAAUGAGAUUGCCAGCUUUCCUGGUCGACCUGAUGUACCGAUUCAACAUCAUGGACAUUGUGCGACCGGCGGUGAUGAAAAUUAUGAAUCUGGUGGUGGGCGAGGCAGUGCGUGAUUUGAAUCAACUGGAGCGCAUGAAAUCACCCAGGGUUUUCAAAACUCACCUGCCACUUUACCUACUUCACCCCGAAUUGCUAGAAACCAGCAAGGUCGUCUACGUUGCUCGCAACCCAAAAGAUGUCAUCGUCUCCUACUUCCACUUUCACAAAUUGAUGAAUCAACACAAAUUCACCGGCGAUCUCGAGUCGUUCGCCGACUACUUUAUGAAAGACAGACUUUACUCUUCUCCCUAUUUUCCGCAUUUGCUCGACGCCUGGACAAAGAGACAUCAUCCCAAUUUACUGUUCAUCUUUUACGAGGAUCUCAAAAGAGAUUUGAGAGGUGAAAUCCAAAAGAUUGGCCGUUUCCUGGGCAGAUAUCCCAACGAAUACCAGCUCAACAAAAUGGUCGAACAUUUGCGCAUCGACAAAUUUGCCACCAACAAGUCCGUCAACUUUGAGCACUAUAGGUGGCUGAAUUUCAUGAGCCCUGACGGUCGAUUCAUCCGCAAUGGUAAAACUGGCGACUGGAAGAACCACUUUUCACCGGAGCUCAACGCGCGGAUAGAAGAAUGGAUGAAGGAGAAUUUGAAAGACACUGAUUUGAAUUUCAUCACAGAGCUGGAGCAGCAAGAUUAAACAGCAUCCAUCUCUCACUAUAUAUACAAAAGAAGAUCAGCUAUUAUAUGAUAUUUACAUUUAUACAUAAAUUACAUUAUUCUAAAACUAUUUACAUAUUUUCUAUGUAACGUGAAUCAUUAUUAUCGCGAAUAAAUAUAGAUCUCUUAUUGA